Molecule: messenger RNA, 792 nt
Organism: Epithele typhae
Lineage: Eukaryota; Fungi; Basidiomycota; Agaricomycetes; Polyporales; Epitheliaceae
Exons: 4
Coding region: 1-792 (263 amino acids)
Source: RefSeq, a predicted model, not a curated record
AUGGGCAAGGGCGAGACGGGCGAGGUGGACGAGGUGGACGAGGUGGACGAGGUGGACGAGGUGGACGAGGUGGACGAGGUGGACGAGGACGACGCAGGGAAGACGCAGACGCGGAAGAUGCGGACGACGUGGGCCCCGGGUGAGAGUGAGGGCGGCGCGGGGGGCGAGAUGGACCAGGUGGGCGACACAGGCAAUGCAGGCGACGUGGGCGAAGCAGACGAGGCGGACGCGGGCGACGUGGGUGACAGCGACGAGAUCAGAAUGCGUGAGCCUCUUUCCCCUUUGCGACCCACUGGAGAUGAGGAGGCCGCGCACGAGGGUUGUACACAGGGAAAGCGCAGGCGAACGGCGUUGUGGCGCGCGAGUGGUAACGACGGCGCACCACGGCCGCAUGGGCGGAAAGAGCGCCCCGCCGAGUACGCCUGUUGCGACAUGCUCAUUGAGGGGACAGGGACGAUGGCGCAGCCGGGGCCUGGGGAGGCGGUGGGCGAGGUAGGAAGCGCAGGACGGUGGAGUGGGGAACUUACAGGGGUGGGGUGUGGCCGCAGACGUCGUCGCGCAUUGUGGGGUCAAAAGGUUGAGGCGAAGGGCGCAGAAUAUGGGCUGGGGAUACGAAGACGCCAGGAUGUGGAGGACGGGGAGGACGAGGUGUUUGCUGGCAGGUGGUGCGCACCGCGGCGGACGAGGUCGAUGGCACGGCCAGGGCCUGGGGAGAUGGUGGGCGAGGCGGGGAGCGCAGGAGAGCAGAACGGGGAACUCACCAAGACAAAGGGGGCUGCAACAGCUCAUUGA